AUGGAUGCCAUCGCAGAUCCGAACUUUAAGCACCAAACGAGUAAAAUAAACGCUACUGAGGAGUCGCCCUCCUUGUUGACUGUUAUCAUAGAUAUAACCCCGCAACUAUGGACUGAAUUUGAUGGGAAAACUGGUAAGAAAGGUAAUAUCCUAGACGUUCUAAGGUCAUUGAUUGUAUUUUUGAAUGCCCACUUGGCAUUUAACAUAUCAAAUCAAGUUGCCGUUAUCGCAGCUCAUUCGCAAGGGAUCAAAUAUUUGUACCCAAAAAACAGUAGUAAUACAGAAUCAAAUGGUUCAGACAACAACAACGAUAAAAAAAGUAAUGAUCUUUCAAUUAUAAGCAAAAAUAUGUAUAGACGAUUUAGAAAUGUAGAUGAAACUUUGGUUGAGGAGUUAUAUACAUUAUUCAAAGGGGAAGAAAAGAAUAUUGGAAAACUGGUGCAAAAAAGUACACUGGCAGGAGCUAUGUCUGCAGCAUUGGCAUAUACUGAUCGAAUAACUAGAGAAAUGGAGAGUAUAUCUUUAAAAUCGAGAAUAAUGGUUAUCACUUGUGGUAGUGAUAAGGGUAACAGAGAGGAAAUCUUUCAAUACAUUCCGAUCAUGAAUUGUAUCUUUUCUGCUACGAAAAUUAAGUGUCCAAUUGACGUCGUAAAAGUUGGUGGUCCAAAGGAAAGUACAUUUUUGCAACAGACUACGGAUGCUACGAAUGGUAUUUAUUUGCAUGUUAUCUCAACUGAUGGGUUAUUACAAUAUUUUUCAACCGCUAUGUUCAUUAAUCCUUCCUUACGUCAAAUAAUCGUUAAACCUAAUAAGGGUUCUGUUGAUUUCAGAACAUCAUGUUACAUAACAGGUAGAGUUGUUGCUAUUGGUUAUAUUUGUUCAGUUUGUCUUUGUGUUUUAUCCAUUAUACCUCCUGGAAAUAAAUGUCCUGCUUGUGAUUCUGAAUUUGACGAACGAGUAAUAGCUAAGUUAAAAAAGAGACCAGUAGUUCCAAGAUUAGCAAGAAAGAAGAGUUCAGGUCAUGUAUCUAAAUAA
Maudiozyma barnettii is the source of this 1035-nucleotide messenger RNA. RefSeq names its product TFIIH/NER complex subunit TFB4 (gene TFB4). The record is from RefSeq and is a predicted model, not a curated record. Bases 1 to 1035 code for a protein of 344 amino acids. Gene Ontology annotation, cellular component: transcription factor TFIIH core complex; transcription factor TFIIH holo complex. Gene Ontology annotation, biological process: nucleotide-excision repair; regulation of DNA-templated transcription. NCBI's taxonomy places the organism in Eukaryota, Fungi, Ascomycota, Saccharomycetes, Saccharomycetales, Saccharomycetaceae. The transcript has a single exon.